UCAAUUGUAAAUGCAACGAUUGCAGUUAAUCUCCGCACAUUCAGCAGAGUCUGUGCAACAUUUUUGAUUAAAAUACGCAAUACAAUCAAAUGAUAGCGACAAUUAGUCGGGUUGAUGGGAUUUCUCAAUUGAUAGCAUUUAAUACCGACUAAAUGGGUUUUACUGCUUGGUCGGGAACCAUCUUGUCACGACUGUUUAUGCUCUGAAACAAUCCGGAAGUUGUCGACAAAAAGUCCAACAUCAACAGGACCAAAGUUUAUUGCUACUACACGAGUACCGCGUUGGCAAGAUGGCGCCCAGGGUGGACGACGUCAUGCGCCUGUGCUGCGACAUCUCAUCUCAUGAGCAAAUCAAGGUGGCGGUCAAAGGCUCGGCCAAGGGAGCCUUGAUGGCGGGCGGCAGCGCCUUUGUGGGAGGCCUGGUGGGCGGACCGCCCGGCAUUGCUGUUGGGGGCGUGGUGGGCAGCCUGCUGGCGGCCUGGGUGUCGAGCGGCCAGUUCCGCCCGCUGGCUCAGAUCCUGGCCGAGCUGCCCCCGGCGCAGCGCGACAAACUGUGCCGGGACGUGAGCGCCGUCCUGGCCGGCUUGAACUGGACGGACGCGGCGCAGCUCGUCGCCUUGGUGACGGGCAACGCCACGCUGCAGCAGCAGGUGCUCGCCGCCCUGCUCAACUACGUCACCAGGGAGCUUCGAGCCGAGGUGCGCUACAAAGACUGACGCGCCCGCCCCGCCCCGCCCAAAGCAAAGCCCCUCGACCGACCGGACCGCUGCUUUUUUUUUUUUUAGCAACUUCACGCGUUGAAACUUCCCCAUCAUCCUUGUUCCUAUUUAUUACUAUGCCAUGUCAAUUUCAUAAAAUGCAACACGGUGACCA
Messenger RNA from Hippocampus comes (tiger tail seahorse), 872 nucleotides. Its product is annotated as protein C19orf12 homolog. The record is from RefSeq and is a predicted model, not a curated record. The transcript is spliced from 3 exons. Lineage: Eukaryota; Metazoa; Chordata; Actinopteri; Syngnathiformes; Syngnathidae. The coding region runs from base 290 to 715 and encodes 141 amino acids.